This is a messenger RNA of Macrobrachium nipponense, 618 nucleotides long. RefSeq lists its product as uncharacterized. The transcript is spliced from 4 exons. The record is from RefSeq and is a predicted model, not a curated record. Lineage: Eukaryota; Metazoa; Arthropoda; Malacostraca; Decapoda; Palaemonidae. Bases 1 to 618 code for a protein of 205 amino acids.
AUGGUGCAGUUGUAUUGGAAAAAACUUUCGCAUGCAGAAGACGAAGAAGAAGAAGAAGAAGAAGAAGACGAAGAAGAAGAAGAAGAAGACGAUGAUGAUGAAAAGGUCGUCGACAACACAAUUGAUUGUCGGCUAUAUAGUAAAAAAAUGUCCAAAAGACCUAAAUUUAUAACUGAUUUUUUUCAACAAAAAUCAGCAGUAUCAAGGUCUGACACUUCUGAGACCAAUGACCCUAUUUCAAAUAUGGAAGUAGAGGCUGAAGACACCUCUGAAAUGAGCAGGACAGAAAAAUUUAUUCCACAACCUGAGGAGGAUUCGGCAAAAUCUGCUCAUCAGCAAGAUGUUACACAAGGAGCUACUUCUAGUGAUAAAGAAGUACCUGAGCAUCAAAAUCCUCCACAUACUAAACAUGAUAUUGCCAUUGUGUUUGAGAAUGCAAUCUGCUUAGCAGAUGGAUUUUUACAUUCCUUGCGAACUCAGACUACUGUUCAGAUGUCUGUUGAUAAACAACAUGCAAAGAAUGUCAAGGAAUCUCGGGAACGUCUAACCCCCAUCAUUAAGACUGUUAUUUUGUGUGCCAGACUUGGCAUAGCCUACAGAGGCCAACGCAAAAACUGA